Molecule: messenger RNA, 2309 nt
Organism: Gastrolobium bilobum
Lineage: Eukaryota; Viridiplantae; Streptophyta; Magnoliopsida; Fabales; Fabaceae
Exons: 9
Coding region: 158-2062 (634 amino acids)
Molecular function (GO): ubiquitin binding
Source: RefSeq, a predicted model, not a curated record
ACAGACACAGUAGGUCAAAGGUCACCACUUCUCUAAUCUCUUCUCCUUCUCGAUUCCACUUUCACUAUAAUUUUUUGUUUCUCUCUGUAUUUUCGUUUCCCAAUUCCCAUCCUCUCUUAUUAGCCAUACUGAAAUUAAGGGAUAGUCUAUCUUGAUCAUGGGUUUCAAUUCGGUCUAUAGAUGCUUGCAGGAUAUAUUUCCACAGGUUGAUGUCAGGUUACUGAGGGCUGUGGCUAUUGAACACCCAAAGGAUGCUGAUCAAGCUGCUGAAAUUAUUCUCACUGAAGUCAUCCCAUUCAUGUCCAAUAAAUCACCUCAUAUGACCCCUCCACAGGAUAAGAGCCCAGGAGCCCCAGUGAUUGUAGAAGUUGAAAGUGAUGAGGAAGGGGAUAGGUUGAGGCAUCGUCAGCUUGUUGAAGAUGCAGAUGUGGGGUCUUCUUCUGCUCCACAUUCUAGGGUACAUGUGCUAUCACCCCCCAUCCAACAAUCUGUAGAAGUGAUCAAAACGGCCGAUUGUUCUUUUGGACCAGAUCUGAAUGUGGCUCUGGAUGAGCCUACACUGUCAAAUGCCAGUAAUUCAAAGGAUGGUACCAAUAAAUUUCCUGAAAUGAAUGAAAUUGAGGAGCUAAAUAUUUUUCACAAUGCUGAAGAUAACUUCACUGGAGAGAUCUCAAACAAGAUUGAUCAGGAGACAUCAAAUGGUUUUAGGCAGGAAGUUAGUGAAAAUUUCGAUCAAGGACGACUUCAUGUGGAUGUUGGUGGUGAAAAUAUGAUUUCUUCUGGUAUAUGUCAAGAGAUGGAACCUGAGACAAAUUACCUUGACAAGGAGGUUGCUUCCAUUAAUAACAAUGGCAAAGGCAAUAGAAGUAUAAACAAUCUGAGUGAAGAGUGGGCAGAUUUUAUAGGUUCUUCAGCUGAUGACUAUGAUGCCACUAUCUGUGAUAAAAGUCACAGAUUGGAAAAAUGUGAAACUGCCUUGAUUGAGGUUGAAGGUUCUGAGGCUCAAGCAGUUUGUCAUGUUCAAGGGCAUACACCAAAUGCUGAAGAUAGUUUUCAAUCAGAAUUGAAUGCUGUUCCUUCUAUUGCUGUUGUUGGUGAAACUAGUGAUGUUGAAGACGAGAUUGGUGGGAAUAAUGCAUUUAGCCAAUGUAAUCAAGUAUGCAGGAUUGAUCUGCUUGAGGAGAUAAUCGAUGAAGCAAAAACUAACAAGAAAAUCUUGUUUUCAUCUGUGGAAUCUCUUAUCAACUUAAUGAAAGAAGUGGAACUCCAGGAGAAAGCUGCUGAGCAGGCCAAUAUGGAAGCUGGUAAAGGAGGGUCUAAUAUUCUCGUUAGGGCAGAAGAGUAUAAAACAAUGUUGGUGCAUGCUAAAGAAGCAAAUGACAUGCAUGCAGGAGAAGUUUAUGGAGAAAAAGCAAUUCUGGCAACUGAACUGAAAGAACUUCAAUCUCGUCUGCUCGGCUUGUCUGAUGAAAGGGAUAAGUCUCUUGCAAUUCUUGAGGAGAUGCACCAAAUUCUUGAAACACGAUUAGCUGCAGCAGAAGAAGUGAGGAAAGCAGCUGAGCAUGAAAAAUUGGGAAAGGAGGAAUCUGCACGAAAGGCUCUUGCUGAACAGGAAGCUUUGGUGGAGCAGGUAGUACAUGAGUCAGCAAGACUACAGCAGGAAGCAGAAGAGAAUUCAAAGUUACGGGAGUUCCUGAUGGACCGUGGGCAGGUUGUUGAUAUGUUGCAGGGAGAAAUUUCUGUUAUUUGUCAGGAUAUUAGACUUCUUAAAGAGAAAUUUGAUGCAAAUCUUCCAUUGAGUAAAUCCUUCACCUCAAGCCAGACUAGUUGUAUCUUGGCUUCUUCAGGUUCAUCCCACAAAACCUUGGUGGCAUCUGAUGUGGGUUCUGAGCAUAGUGAUUCAUCUGAAAUACUUAAGAGCAGCCGAGCAGCCGAAAUUGAAGGCCUUUCUUCCAAAAGUGGGCAUGAGGAGGAAAGAUCACAAGCUGAUAACAAUGCUCUUCUUGAUGAUGGGUGGGAUAUUUUCGAGAAAGAUGAAUUUCGGAGUUUAAUAACUUUUUGAUAUGCUCGAAGGGGGAAAAAAAGAGAGUUCGAGGUAUUGUUUAUACAAUAAAAAUAAACCUUAGAAUUCCUUGGAUGUGAGAUGGAUCUUUGCUCUUUGUUUCAGUUUCAAACGGUAGUAAUAGCUUAAUAGUAGCAUGUGAUAUGCAACUUUAUAUACAUUCACUUGAGGUUGGAUGCUCAUUAUUUCCCGAUUUUGUACAGAAAACGUCAUAUGGAAUAAUUUUGUGUUUUAGUUUAUACUUGGU